CCUUCACUUUCACUUUCAACCUCUAUAUCUCUCAAAACCUCUGUUUCUUCACAUCACAACAAUGGCGAUUCUUCAUUCACCCAUUAAGCUCCAACCCUCUUCUAAACUCAUAACCCUCUUCUUCUUAAUCUCCUCCUCUUUAUGCACUGCCUAUUUCUUAGCCUCUGUUUUCCUGCUGCGAACUUUCCCCCGGCCCCACCUUUCUUCAACCGAUCCUCCCUCCCCUCUCUCGCUCCAUCAAAUCGUCUUCGGAAUCGCCGCCGACAAGAACUCAUGGCCCAAACGAAAGGAUUAUCUCAAGAUUUGGUGGAAGCCCAGAUUAAUGCGAGGCUGUGUUUUCCUCGACGAGCUUCCGGAACACGAAAAUCCCCAGAACCACGACGCUUCUUCGCUCCCCACCGUCUACGUCUCCGGCGACACUUCCCGGUUCCGUUAUACUUACAGAGGCGGUUACCGAUCCGCGAUAAGGAUCGCACGAGUGGUGCUGGAAACGAUAGCUGUUGGACAUUCAAAUGUCCGGUGGUACGUUUUCGGCGACGAUGACACGUUUUUCUUCCCGGAGAAUUUGGUGAAGACACUGUCCAAAUACGACGAGGAGCUCUGGUACUAUAUCGGAAGCAACUCUGAAACUUCCGACCAAAACAGAGUAUUCGGUUACGAAAUGGGAUUCGGCGGAGCUGGAUUCGCCAUUAGCCAAUCUUUAGCUAAAAUUCUUCGAAAAGUAUUCGAUUCGUGUAUUGAACGGUACCCACAUCUCUAUGGAAGCGAUUCGAGAAUCCAAUCUUGUUUGACAGAGCUCGGAGUGAAAUUGACCCACGAACAGGGCUUCCAUCAGGUCGAUUUAAAAGGCAACAUUUUUGGGCUUUUGGCUUCACACCCAUUAACCCCAUUAGUUUCAUUGCAUAAUUUAGAUCACAUCGAGCCAAUUUUCCCCAACAUGACGAUCAAGGAAUCACUCCAACAUCUUUUCGAAGCCGUCGAGGUCGAUUCACAGAGGAUCGUGCAACAGAGUGUGUGCUACGAUCGGUGGUUCUCAUGGACUAUUUCAGUGUCGUGGGGUUACGCCGUUCAAAUACACGAACGCCAUGUGUUCUUGCAGGAUGCCAUUAGCGUUCAACGAACAUUCAUGCCAUGGAAAAGGGAAUUGAGGGUUGAGCCUGGUUCUUUUGCAAUGAACACGAGAGAAAUUCAUGAAGACCCAUGUCGCCGGCCGAUUGUUUUCUAUUUUGAUCGUGUUUCUUCUAAUUGGAAUGGAUUAAUUGAGAGCAAUUACAAGAAAGCUUUUGUGAAUUGCUCUUAUGGUCCUAACUCGGCUAGAAGAUUGGAGGAAGUCAGAGUUUUGUCUCGUAAACUCGACCUUGAUUACAAACAGUUGCAGGCUCCGAGAAGACAGUGCUGUGAUGUAUUGCCUUCCAAUGGCGGUGAAGGAUUGGAUAUCGCCAUUAGAGACUGCAAGGAAGAAGAGUUAAUUCACAUGCAUUAACAGUAUAAGAAAUAGAACUGGCCAAAGCUGUGAUUUGCCGGAGAUUUUGAGUAGUUUUGGGUUUUUCAAUCAAUGGUGAAAGGUAAAAUGUAAAAUUAUGAGAUUUUUUUCAAGGAAAGAAAAGA
Molecule: messenger RNA, 1608 nt
Organism: Cucurbita moschata (crookneck pumpkin)
Lineage: Eukaryota; Viridiplantae; Streptophyta; Magnoliopsida; Cucurbitales; Cucurbitaceae
Exons: 2
Coding region: 62-1483 (473 amino acids)
Molecular function (GO): acetylglucosaminyltransferase activity
Source: RefSeq, a predicted model, not a curated record